Naumovozyma castellii is the source of this 1731-nucleotide messenger RNA. RefSeq names its product methionine--tRNA ligase MSM1 (gene MSM1). The coding region runs from base 1 to 1731 and encodes 576 amino acids. The record is from RefSeq and is a predicted model, not a curated record. NCBI's taxonomy places the organism in Eukaryota, Fungi, Ascomycota, Saccharomycetes, Saccharomycetales, Saccharomycetaceae. The transcript has a single exon.
AUGCUGAGAGUAACAAGAUCCUCGAGCUAUCAUGUUCGAUAUUACUCAGUUUUACCGAAAGUAUCACAUAUAACCACGCCAAUCUUUUACCCUAAUGCAAAACCUCAUCUAGGCCAUCUUUACUCAAGUUUACUAUGCGAUGUAUUCCAUAGGUGGAACAAAUUAAAUGGAACCCCAUCGUUAUUAACCACAGGUACUGAUGAGCAUGGUUUGAAAAUCCAAGCUGCUAGUGAAAAGAAUGGAUUUUCUGAUCCUAAAUUAUUUGUUGAUAAGUUAUAUAAGGAGUUUGUCUCUUUAGAUACUGUAUUCAAUAUCGAUUUUACAAGAUUCAUCAGGACUACUGAUCCAGAUCACAUUGAAAAUGUAAAGCUACUUUGGGAAUUAUGUGAAAAAAAUGGAUUUAUUUAUCAGGGAACUCAUAAUGGCUGGUAUUCCAUCUCUGAUGAAACUUUCUAUCCCGAAACCAAAGUAAUUAAAGAUCCCAAAAAUAAAGGGAAAUAUAUUAACACAGAAAGUAACAAUGAAGUUAUCUAUCAAUCUGAAGUUAAUUAUUUCUUCAAAUUGUCACAAUUCAGGAAUAAAUUAAUAGAUCACAUCUCUAAUAACGAAGCCUUUAUUUAUCCCGCUUCCAAAAGGACAGAGAUAUUAAAUGAAUUGAAAAACACUGAUUUGUCACAGGAUUUAUCAAUAUCACGACCUUCUUCAAGAUUAAAAUGGGGCAUUGAAGUUCCUGGUGAUUCAACUCAAAGAAUAUACGUAUGGUUUGAUGCUCUUUGCAAUUAUGUAACUUCCAUUGGUGGGAUUCAAUCAGUUAUUAGGGAAGCCCCAUUAAAUCAGACACCUUUACAACACAAGAUUAAUAAUUCAACGAUAACUCCAAACCAAUGGUGGUGCAAUACUACACAUCUAAUUGGAAAAGAUAUCGCCAGGUUCCAUUGUAUAUAUUGGCCUAGUUUUCUCAUGGCUGCAGGAUUGCCGUUGCCAAAACAAGUUGUGGUUCAUAAUCAUUGGUUAUGUAAUGGUGUUAAAAUGUCAAAGAGUUUAGGUAAUGUAGUGGAUCCCAUUGAAAUGGCAGAUAAAUAUGGUGCUGACGUCGUUAGAUGGUUCUUAUUAGAAAAUUCAAAGCUGGACGAAGAUGGUGAUUUCCAAGAGGAUAAAGUUAAAUCACUAAGAGGGUUACUCGUUUCUAAAUGGGGGAAUUUAAUUAAUAGAUGUUGUGCUAAAAAAUUUAGUAUAAAUAGAGCUGUCAACGAGUUUAAUUCUGAGGGACAGUACAAUUUGAGUGACAAGGAUUUUAUUAAUUCGUUAUUUGAGAAUUCUGAGACAAAUAUAUCAACCGACAUAACCAAAUUGAUUACUGAACUAAAUGAUCUACCCCAGUUCAUGAAUGAAAAAAUUGAACAUUUUCACCCAGGUCUAUUUCUGAGGAAGUGCUGGUCAAUAAUUAACGAUGCCAACACCUUAAUGCAGAAUGGGACUCCGUGGAACAAGAAUGGCCUACAACAGGAUGCUUUAAUAUUUGUGUGUAUGGAAGUAUCGCGUAUUCUGGCAAUUCUAUGCCAACCAAUGGCGCCAGAGUUAACUCAUAAUCUUUUAGACUUUAUGAAUGUUGAUAAGGAUAAAAGAACUCUUCAAUAUGCACGCAUCGGUUUUGACCAAACAUACGGAAAGAGUUGUAAUACACUGAAUAAAGGUGUUCCCAUAGCAAGAACCUUGAAUAGUGAGGCAUAA